Trichechus manatus latirostris (Florida manatee) is the source of this 4483-nucleotide messenger RNA. RefSeq names its product cAMP responsive element binding protein 5 (gene CREB5). Lineage: Eukaryota; Metazoa; Chordata; Mammalia; Sirenia; Trichechidae. Gene Ontology annotation, biological process: regulation of transcription by RNA polymerase II. The transcript has 11 exons. Gene Ontology annotation, molecular function: DNA-binding transcription factor activity, RNA polymerase II-specific; cAMP response element binding. Bases 969 to 2495 code for a protein of 508 amino acids. The record is from RefSeq and is a predicted model, not a curated record.
CAGGUCACCGGCAAUGGAGAGUGUGAUUAAUGAUCAGUGAUUUAGUGAUCAGUGAUUAGUGGUUUUAUUCAAACUGUUACCUCUGACCAGAAGCACACAUCAGAGGAUUAACAGGCUCUUUAGAUAAAUGCUCAUUAGUGGAAGGGGAAAAGCAAAGAUAAUAGGCAUGCACCCAGGGACAACUUUCGAAGAAAAUCAUUCCCGUCUUCAGAAUAAUAAGCUCUAUUAACGGAAAGCCCCUUUAAUUUAAAACUUGCUUUUAUCUUGUAAAUCAAAGUUAGAUGUAAAAGUUUGUAGCGCCAUUAUAACCUAAAUUUUCCCAUAUCCACUAGAUGUGGAUUAUCUCAGUAGCGAUAUAUUUUUUUUUAUUUAAGUAAACAAUUGGAUCUUUAAAGCAGCUGAACCCUGACAAGUCCUUAACUCCCGGGGUCUGAAGGUGUCCCCCCUUCUAGGACGGAGCGUGCAGCUUGCUAACUAGGUGGCGCACUGUUAUUUAGUGUUCUGUGCUGUGUAGUUCAGGAGUAUAAACUGAGCAAGCAGCUGCUUGUGAGGUGUUCUUCAACACUUAGAACAAAGUCGAUUCUGUGUGGGGUUGGAGGCUAGAUAGUUCUACAAGUUUUUAGUCACAUUUUCCAUGUCAGUUAAAUCUAGGGAGGUUAAAGGCUACUGGAAAAAUUAGUCUCAUUCCUACAAGAAACUUAGAGAACGAGGGAGGAAAGGAGGUAUGAGAAUCCAGGAGGUACCUCGGGGUUGCAGGAGUGAUUGUAAAAUAGCAGACCUGUUCUUUUGACGUCUAAGAGUUAGUUCGGCAAUCUUGUGGUCUGAAAUACGGAGGCAGAUUCUCAGAGAUUUAUUUUCUUCCUAAUCUUUGCUGGUGAAAAAAGAAGCUACUAGAAAGAAAGGAAGAAAAAUAAACUUGAUUUGGUGACUGCAGGAAGCAACACAUUGCUGAUUUUAUUCUACAGUUAAUGAUUUAUGAGGAAUCCAAGAUGAAUUUGGAGCAGGAGAGGCCGUUUGUCUGCAGUGCCCCAGGCUGCUCCCAGCGCUUCCCGACAGAGGACCAUCUGAUGAUUCAUAGGCACAAGCAUGAAAUGACAUUGAAGUUUCCCUCAAUAAAAACAGACAAUAUGUUAUCAGAUCAGACUCCGACUCCAACGAGAUUCCUGAAAAAUUGUGAGGAAGUGGGCCUCUUCAACGAGCUGGACUGUUCCCUGGAGCACGAGUUCAGGAAGGCCCAAGAGGAGGAGAGCAGCAAGCGGAAUGUCUCGAUGCAUAAUACAGUUGGUGGAGCCAUGACCGGGCCUGGAGCUCACCAGCUUGGCGGCUCCCGGAUGCCCAACCAUGACACCAGCGUUGUGAUUCAGCAGGCCAUGCCGUCUCCCCAGUCCAGCUCCGUCAUCACACAGGCCCCUUCCACCAACCGCCAGAUCGGGCCUGUUCCAGGCUCUCUAUCUUCUCUGCUACACCUCCACAAUAGACAGAGACAGCCCAUGCCAGCCUCCAUGCCCGGGACCCUGCCUAACCCCACAAUGCCGGGCUCUUCUGCCGUCUUGAUGCCAAUGGAGAGACAAAUGUCAGUGAACUCCAACAUCAUGGGGAUGCAAGGUCCAAAUCUCAAUAACCCCUGUGCUUCUCCCCAAGUCCAGCCAAUGCAUUCAGAAGCCAAAAUGAGGUUGAAGGCCGCGUUGACUCACCACCCUGCUGCCAUGUCAAAUGGGAAUAUGAACACCAUGGGACACAUGAUGGAAAUGAUGGGCUCCCGGCAGGACCAGACGCCACACCAUCACAUGCACUCGCACCCGCAUCAGCACCAGACACUGCCACCUCAUCACCCCUACCCGCACCAGCACCAGCACCCAGCACACCAUCCUCAUCCUCAACCCCACCACCAGCAGAACCACCCGCAUCAUCACUCCCAUUCCCACCUUCAUGCACACCCAGCGCAUCACCAGACCUCGCCACACCCACCCCUGCACACCGGCAACCAAGCACAGGUAUCACCAGCAACACAGCAGAUGCAGCCAACCCAGACGAUACAGCCGCCCCAGCCCACAGGGGGGCGCCGGCGGAGGGUGGUGGAUGAGGAUCCCGACGAGAGGCGGCGGAAAUUUCUGGAACGGAACCGAGCAGCUGCCACCCGCUGCCGACAGAAGAGGAAGGUCUGGGUGAUGUCACUGGAAAAGAAAGCAGAAGAACUCACUCAGACAAACAUGCAGCUUCAGAAUGAAGUGUCCAUGUUGAAAAAUGAAGUGGCACAACUGAAACAGUUGUUGUUAACGCAUAAAGACUGCCCAAUAACAGCCAUGCAGAAAGAAUCACAAGGAUAUCUAAGUCCAGAGAGCAGCCCUCCUGCAAGCCCUGUCCCAGCUUGCUCCCAGCAGCAAGUCAUCCAGCAUAACACCAUCACUACUUCCUCGUCUGUCAGCGAGGUGGUAGGAAGCUCCACCCUCAGUCAGCUCACCACUCACAGAACAGACCUGAAUCCGAUUCUUUAAAAUCCACGGGUCAGACCUUGCCUCCUAGAAGAGCUGUAGCAUACCGUCUACGUCCUUUCUUUUAAGGGCAUUUUGUAGAAUUAACUCCGACCUGGAAGACUCCUCAGCCCUUCAAAGACUGGCUUUCAUUUUUAUAGUUAUUAUGGAAAUGUUGUCUUUUUUACUUAGUUAUAUAAGAAAAAAAGGGAGUUAUGCAAUUAAUACCUGUCAGCUUGGGAAAUGCUUUGGUGCUUUUCUCCAAUUUUCUGGUACCGGUUACUUGUUUAUAAACGAACUCUUUCUGUAUAUAGUCAUGGUUUCAUUCUUACCAGUCCAACCCUUUGCCUGAAACAGCGAAUCUUGUUAAAUUGCAGCUUUUAGCCAAAAUGAGGCAAACCUAAAUGUCAAGUAAGACCCACCCAAGGUGACUGGGUGGGAAGUCCGAUGACAUCAUAACAUGUGUUGAGUUUGGGCAGUUACAUCACCAGUGUCUCAGAUAAACACAGAGCCUUUUCCAGAAUUUUUUUUCUUCUACUAUAAAAAUUUUGUUAGACCCAUUGAUGUUCAAAUCAAACCACCAAGCAUCUCACCACCUCUCCUCCUCCUUUUUGUCCACGUGCUCGAAUACCCAAUUUCCCCCUCCAUUUCUACUUUUUCUUGGGCUCACUAUUUGCUCUUCAUUUUGACUGUCUUCUUUUACUUUUUUUUUUUUUUUUUCCUUUAGCAUUGCAUGUAAAGAAGAAAAUAAUGUUUAAAGAAAAAAAAGAAAAAAACUUCUCAAAACCGUGGACCUAGCCAUUGCUUUCCUUGCCCGUAACACACAACUGGGGUUCAUUCAACUCUUACUUUUCACAAAACAGAAACCAGGAGAUGUUUACUGUGCCAGAUUUAAUAUUUUCUAUAAUCAGAGCAAAUAAAAGGUGGUGUAGCUGCAGGUGAAGCGCUGUUGAAUGCCAGCUGUGAGAAACAAAGGACAGGAGCUUUGUAAGCCUCAGUUGUGAAAGUCCACAUUGCGAUUCGGGACUUAUAACAUCAUACCCUUGAAUUACAACUGAUUUUCUAUGGCUUGUUUAUAAUGUUGAAAAUCCAUGGACUAUCUAAUAAUUCAGAAGGGCUCUACUCACUACACAAAUUAUUUGUUCCAUCAUCAGCUGCUAAUAGCCUGGAUUUAUUAUUAUUAUUUUCUUAAGCCUAUCGAACCAGCUUUGCUGUUCUGGUGGGUGAAAGUAGACUAACUACUGGGGCAACAAAGAAAGAAAGAAAACCUGGUUUUUCCAGCCUUCCCAUGACCAGUCAAGCACCAUUUGGCUGCUGAAGGAAUCCCACGGGCGGGCGCAGGCUACUCUUCUCUUCUAAGUAAUUCUAAUGUAUUUUUUCAACAACGUACAUGGACUUGCCCAUUGUAGAAAGCAGAUAGUCCCCAAACCACAGUUGUGCCUCCUUGGAACAAGCCAUUCUACAGUGCUGAUGAAUAUCGCAUCUCACUAAUAACACAGGCUAAUGUUGAACGCUCUAGAAAUCUAGACGGGUGGUGGUGUUUCAUCUCAUUUGAAUGCUUGAUUGUCUCACGUGUGUGUGUUUGUGUGUGUGUGUGUGUGUGUGUGUGUGUGUCUCCAUGGGUUUUUAAAGAACAGUAUUUUACAAAAGGUGUAGUAGCUUUUAUAAGAGUUCAGAAGAAGGAAGGAUGUGUUUUGUUUUUUGUUUUUCUCUCCCUAUAGUGUAAGAAUCUAUUUUGGAGGGAAAUAAAAGCAAGUAUGAGGGUCAUGAAGCAUGAUUUUUAUAACUAGCUCCAGUUUGUCUAAUAACUUACUUUUUAAAUCAGUAUUUAUCAGCAGUCUUUCCAUGUAUCCAGUGCUUUCAAAAGAAGUGGCCAGUGAAGCUCAUGACUUAGAUAUAUGGUCUAAGAAUCAAAGCAAAAACAAAAAAAGAGGGGAAAAAAAAAGAAAAUAAAAAAAUAUAAAUGAAAAGGAUUUUCUAUUAUAUUUUAAGCAAACAUAUUUUCAAGUAUU